Molecule: messenger RNA, 3801 nt
Organism: Botrytis porri
Lineage: Eukaryota; Fungi; Ascomycota; Leotiomycetes; Helotiales; Sclerotiniaceae
Exons: 2
Coding region: 1-3801 (1266 amino acids)
Source: RefSeq, a predicted model, not a curated record
AUGAUUUUCGACUGGAUUCACCGCGCUGUUUCGCCUUUUAUCUAUACACUCCCCGCCCCGAAUCCGUUUCAACUGCAAACCGUGGACAAACCAAAAUCCAAGCGAAAGAGUCUGAAGUAUGGUGUCGAAUUGGAAUACGUGUUGGCAUUUCAUGAUCUAGAACUCGAUCUUACAGACCGUGAGGGGCAUGGUCCUAACCAUGGAAUUGAGAAAAAUGUUCCAUUGGCCAUUCGUCGCGACCCGGCAUGGAGUCCAGCGGUCAACGUGCCCUUUGGAAGACUUGCCAACAUCAUUUACAACAGUUGGGCCAUUCGCAAACAUAAUGUCAAAGAUGAGGACAAGCAGAAGGGUAUAUCUAUGCUAAGGCCGUAUAAUCUCGAACCACAAGAAAUAGUCUUGAAUAAACUUAACAACAAGGUUGCAUGGCUUGAAGGUAAUAUCAAGCACACAGGUUUGCGAAAAAAGAAGGAUAAAACUGAAGGGUCAUACGAUCAAUGGAUCAUUUCGACAGAUUUUACGGUUGUCGGCCAAGGCUCCGCAAAUCUCUAUAAAUGGAUACCACGUAUCUCUGGCAGAACUUCUAAACGAUGGGAUUCUUAUGGCAUAGAAGUGGUAUCUCGAGUUCUCAAGAGCAACGAUCGUAGAGAUACGGCCGAGCUUGAAGACAUUGUCACAGCGCUCAAAGGUACCGGAGAUGAUCUAUAUGAAGGCUUCAUAACAAAUCAAUGUGCCCUACAUGUGCAUGUCGAGGCCCCCGAUCUUGCUACACUGAAAGAGUUGGCGUGCAUUUUGUUGAUAUAUGAAGAGGAGAUCUCAAGGCUACACCCUAGAUGUCGUCGUCCUGGUCAUCCUGUUGCAAGGGGCAAUCUCAUUAGUAAUCGCUUGCACACGCUCUUGGGUGCGGAUUAUGUCACAUAUGAGGAUACAGUCUAUGAGAUCUGGGAUCAGCGAGCGGAGACAUCUCUCUAUAGAAAACGAAGAACAAUCCAGCAAAUUCGCGAUGAAGUUGAUCAACUGCGGGAUGAGAAGGAAGUCGCUGGUUAUAUGGGUUUUCCUUUGACAUUCGCGAACAGGCUAGUAAAUUUCACAUCAUUGAGAUCCUCAAACCGGGCUCAUACCAUCGAGUUCCGACAAGCUCGCGGUUCACUCAACGUAAAGGAUGUCACUCAAUGGGUCGAUUUCUGCUUGAGCUUGGUGCGGCUUGCAGAAUAUUAUGUUUUUAACCCAGACGAAAGAAUUAAAGAAUGGUCUGGUGAAAAUGAUGACGCCAUGGAAGAAGUUGAUAUAUUCAGAUUAAUGGAUGCUAUGAAGCUGAGCGAAAGGAGUACAGACUUUUGGAGAAGCAAAGUUGCCAAAUACAUGGGAUUUAGAGAGGAAGACAACCGAAGUGACACUGAAAAGCUUCCCGGAGAAAAGGAGAAGAUACCCCCCAAGCCUCCAAAGCCUCCUGGACCACCCAAACCGCCUGGAGGACCACCUAAACCACCUGGAGGAUCGCCACCAGGUGGAAUGCCUCCGCCACCGCCAGGUGGUCAAGCAGGUGUAGUGGAAUAUCCUACCUUACCGCCAAGUGGUGAAACAGGUGUGGUGGAAUAUCCUACCUUACCGGGACAAUCGCCCGUACAGCGGCCAACCCCAUUGAUAGUACCUCGACUUUUCUCUCCGACUCAGAAACCAAGGACGCUCCCAGGAAAAAAACCCGCAAAGCCCAAAAAACCGAGAGUUGUGUCAGAAGCUAGAGCGAGGUUGAUAAGAAGAUUGGAAGAGAGAACCGAAAAUGAUCCUUAUUUCAAUGCAGCCGUCGGUGGAGGAUCCAGUAUUCCCCCAGCAGAAAGUGCUAUGGAAUCACUUGCUGCAUACUUCAACACGACUACCAGAGAUCUAGCUACUGCACAUCCAAUAAAUCCUCAACAACCAAAACCUCAAAAACCUACACCAUCGAAGCCUCCGCCAAAAAUUCCCCCACAAGUCCAGCCAGUGCGGAGCUCACAACCCAAUCAACCAUCACAGAAACCUAAGCCUCCAGUGACUCCAUCUAAGCCAAGGCCGGAAAACGUAGGAACAGGUGGUGAAGUGCAUUCCCCUGAACUUCCGUCAGACGGAGCAGACAUAGAUAAUCCAGAUUAUGUGCCUGAUGAUGAUGAGAAACCUGUAUUCCCUAAACCUUGGGCAGACACAGGCUAUGAUUCAGAUUACGAUAUUAUACAUGGCGUUGGUAUAUAUAGUGAUCUUCCGCCAGAUAAGCCGUGGCAUAUAGAUACAGGUGUCUAUGUACCCCAACAAGAUACACCAACUCCUUUCAAAACAAGGCCGAAAAUUCCAGAAGCAAAAAUCGAAACGCCAGUAGCACAAGAAGAAGAGCCGUCACAUGACGCCGACGACACUCACGAAAGUGUGAUCACAGGAACAUCUAAACCCUUGAAGCCUAAACCAUUGAAGCCUAGACCUUCAAAACCUAAACCUCCAAAACCUGAACCCGUCGAGGUCAAGAUCCCACCAUCUGGAGCUGUACCCAAAAUUCCUCCCAGAGUGGGCGGUCUUAGCUGGUUUAGCGGCAUUAACACUUCAAGUACUACAAAUGUAGGACCCGAAGUCACAACUGCCCCGAUAAAUCGUAUAACCUAUCAUCAUGUGCCAAAUACACCGGUGAAACCUCAAGUCACUGGAGCAACAACGGAAGUUAUCUAUCCUUCACUCCCAGAUACAGGCAAAAAACCUCCUGGGAAAAGACCCGCAGAAGAGACCUUGGAGCAAGAAUACAAUAAGAGACUCAAACCUUUUCCUAAGCCUGCGCCGGUAAUAGGACCUGUUCCUGCUUCAGGCAAAAGACCACCAACAGGUGGACCCUUACCAGGUGGAAAAGAUCCAAAAAGACCGAAGAUCUCUCCUCCAUCCACUGCUUAUAAGCCUACAGGGUCACUGACAGUCGAUGGAGUCCUCGAGAUUCUCGAAAGUCUCCAAUUUUUGGAAGAUGAAUCGAUCCGUAGAGAAGCAAUGGAGCAAUUGCACAACACUGGCGACGCGAAUAAAGAAACAAUAGCAAAGGCCAUCUCCAUCUUUUCAGAUAGCCAUCAAUCGUGGCUUCCAGAACACGCAAAGCCACCACACACCGCAGACAGUGCUGCGAUGAUAGAAGCUAAAAGGUUGCAGGCGGAAGCUGACGAGCGCUUUGCAGUGAGCUUACACCAGAUUGAAGAACAAGACUUAUUAGACCGAUAUGGAAGAUCGUCUGUCGGUGCCGAGCUCCGAGUUGAUCACCCUAAGCCCACAAAAAUUGGGCUAGAGGAGCUUGAACUUAUCAACGCUGGCACCGUGCAUGAGAGGUUGACGAUAAAGAAUUUUUCUAUUAAUGAAUGGGAGACACUCUUCACGACAGCUGUAGUUUCCGGCAAGUAUGGUACAUGUGGUGCUGCAGCUGUGGUACUGUCUCUUCAUAAUCAGUAUCGCAACGAGCCAUGGACGCGAGGCUUAACCAAAGAGAAAUUUUUAAGGGACUGGGUUGAAACGAUUCCAAGAUUCGGCGACCAACAAAGGUUAAACUUUUAUGACGAAGAUCAACUCAAUAACGCUCUUGUGAGAAUGACAAAUGGGCAGCUCCAGCUUGUCGUGACUCACAAAGGUCUAGAGAACUAUGUUAUGUAUGGCCCCCCGGAAUCCGCCCUCCUCACCGUACAUGGUGAGCCGGCUAGAUACCUGUAUGUACAUUUAACUCAUAUGGCAUUUAAAACAGGGCUUGGGGGUACACCAUACCAGCAUUUCGAAGGAAUGAAGAGAAAACGAGGAUACGAGGAGCAUAAGUAA